AUGAACCCGUACAUCUUAGCUACCCUACUAUUCGGAUUAGGUCUGGGAACCACAAUUACAUUUGCAAGCUCCCACUGACUCCUCGCCUGGAUAGGACUUGAAAUAAACACCCUAGCCAUCAUCCCCAUUAUGGCCCAUCUCCAUCACCCCCGGGCAGUAGAAGCCACCACUAAAUAUUUUCUUACCCAAGCCACCGCGGCUGCUAUACUUCUUUUUGCUAGCACUACUAACGCCUGACUUACAGGACAAUGGGAUAUUCAACAAAUAAGCCACCCCCUCCCUGUAACCAUGAUUACCCUGGCCCUAGCACUAAAAAUUGGACUUGCCCCCGUUCACUCCUGACUCCCAGAAGUACUUCAAGGGUUAGAUCUCACCACAGGCUUAAUUUUAUCGACCUGGCAAAAACUUGCCCCCUUUGCCCUUCUCCUCCAAAUUUGCCCUACAAACUCAACUCUCCUCACUAUAUUAGGUUUAACAUCAACACUAGUAGGGGGGUGGGGAGGUCUAAACCAAACCCAGCUCCGAAAAAUCCUUGCUUACUCAUCCAUUGCCCAUCUUGGCUGAAUAAUCCUCAUCUUACAAUUUUCACCCUCCCUGACCCUUCUAGCUCUCUUUACAUAUCUCAUCAUGACAUUCUCAACAUUCCUUGUAUUUAAACUUAAUAAAUCGACCAACAUUAAUGCCCUCGCUAUUUCUUGAGCCAAAGCUCCCGCCCUUACAUCCCUCACCCCCCUUAUCUUGCUCUCAUUAGGGGGCCUCCCUCCCCUAACAGGCUUCAUACCAAAAUGACUCAUCCUGCAAGAACUCACUAAACAAGAGCUCCCCGCCACAGCAACUUUGGCAGCCCUCACCGCCCUUCUUAGCCUUUACUUCUACCUUCGACUCUCCUAUGCCAUAACAUUGACUAUGUCCCCUAAUAACCUUACUGGGACCACACCCUGACGUCUCCCGUCUGCCCAACUCACGCUCCCGCUCGCUCUUACAACUACAUCAACCCUAACCCUCCUCCCCCUCACCCCGGCCAUUACUGCAGCACUUAGCCUCUAA
Molecule: messenger RNA, 1047 nt
Organism: Micropterus dolomieu (smallmouth bass)
Lineage: Eukaryota; Metazoa; Chordata; Actinopteri; Centrarchiformes; Centrarchidae
Source: the annotation of a RefSeq genome assembly